AUGUGAUUGCCAGAUUGUUACUGUUGCAGUAUUCCAUUAUCUCAUAUAGUUUUAUUGUUAGCGUUUCGUUUAAUCUGAACCUGCUCCGAAUAGCUACGUUUUCGCACAGCAUCACUCCGGGAUCCGCCCAAGAAACACCAGUGCCUUUAAAUGAAGUGCAGUGCGCCUCCCUCCUGCACGGUUAACAUGAGCAGAUCUUCAUACUGACAGCAGCUCUCGAGGGUGAAUACUUCAUUAAGCUGCAGAACCUCUAAUAGAACUGGCACAUAUUGAUUUAUUUUUUUAAUAUAGGGGUGAAGGUGUUGACUACACGUAUUUUGAGGUUUGUGCUCUUCCCCCGAAUUCCGCUGAUAGUACCAUUACAUCUCAGGGCAUUGCCUUAUUUUAUAGAUCUCAGGUGUUAUAUGCAACAUUGGAUUCUUCUACCAAGUGGUGAGAGGAUUAAUAUUUUCAAACACCGGCACACUUUUUUCCCUUCAACCGGACGCUACACCAUCGUUCUCCGACAUCUCAAACGAAAGAAAGCGUCGGUUCUACUAAUUCAAGGCUGGUGGAUAGGUUCUCUACUGUACAAUGCUGAUAAGUUUGUAUACUCUGAUGGCAUUUGUAUGGGGACUACCCGGCUUUUCGGCCUCUUACGUUCCCUGUGAGCCGUGCGAUCAGAAGGCGAUGUCCAUGUGUCCUCCGGUGCGGAUGGGGUGUCAGGUGGUGAAGGAGCCCGGCUGCGGAUGCUGCUUGACCUGCGCACUGACCGAGGGGCAAGCGUGUGGAGUCUACACGGGCACUUGUGGACAGGGACUGCGCUGCUUACCUCGAAACGGGGAGGAAAAGCCGCUGCACGCGCUGCUUUAUGGCAAAGGAAUUUGCAUGAAUGAGAAACAAGGUGUAUACAAACCACUGCCUAGAGAUCAUGAGUCAAACGAAGACACACACGUUGCAGAGGUAACAGAGGAUCUGCUUCCCCAGGCCAAAGUACCAUUAUUCCAAAGAGACCACGUUAACAGCAAGAAGGCUCAAGCCAUGCGAAAUGAUCAGAAGAGACAGGAGGCUAAACUCAGGAUGAGGGGCAAUUUUGAAUACCCACUAUUCAGAAAGGACAAACAUCAGUCUGACAUUGGUCCAUGUCGAAGAAAACUGGAUGGAAUCGUCCAGAGGAUGAAGGACAAUUCCAGAAUAAUGGCUCUUUCACUGUACCUGCCUAACUGUGAUAAGAAAGGCUUCUUCAAGCGCAAACAGUGUAAACCCUCCAGGGGGCGCAAGCGAGGCAUCUGCUGGUGUGUAAACAAGCAUGGAGUUCAGAUGCCGGGCACUGACUUUAAUGGAGGCAACAUCCAAUGCAAAGAUCUUGAAAGCAACAGAAACAACAACGAAUGAGACAACUCAGUUUUCGUCACAUAACAAUGAAAUUGUCUUUCAUCUACCA
Molecule: messenger RNA, 1423 nt
Organism: Carassius auratus (goldfish)
Lineage: Eukaryota; Metazoa; Chordata; Actinopteri; Cypriniformes; Cyprinidae
Product: insulin-like growth factor-binding protein 5
Exons: 4
Coding region: 574-1374 (266 amino acids)
Biological process (GO): regulation of insulin-like growth factor receptor signaling pathway
Cellular component (GO): extracellular region
Molecular function (GO): insulin-like growth factor II binding; insulin-like growth factor I binding; fibronectin binding
Source: RefSeq, a predicted model, not a curated record